AUGGAAUAGGCAUUUCACACAUUUUAAAAUCAUUAGUAUCGCUAAAAGUUUGCAGUGGAGCAACUCUAAGACGUUCACAUUUAUGACCUUGACUACUACGGUAAAGGCUUGAACUCGAUUGAAACUUUACACGAAGGAGAAAUAAUCAUUGGUACUCUUACAAUGAAAAGACAAUACGUGAAGAGUCAUGGAUUAUGCGAUAAUAUGUUCUCAUAUCACACAAAUAUCAGAGAUAAUACUAUUGAUGACGAUGAUUUCAAAGCUACAAUGGCUAUAGUUCAUGGAUAUGGAGAGAAUUCAGAUAUUUUCCUAGAGAGUGCUCUUCAAUACGCUCUUAAUGGCUUUGAUGUGCACCUAAUUGAUUUAAGAGGGUUCGGAAUGACUGGUGGAGUCAGGAUGAACAUGUGGAAAAUUUCAGAUUUACAUCAUGACGUGGUAGCUUUGCUUCAAUAAGUCAACCCUAAAUUACCUUUGUUGAUUUAUGGCCAUAGUAUGGGUGGUUUAACUAUUUUAACUUUCCUUGUAAACAAUCCGACCCUCAAUGUAUCUGGAGUUAUUUUAAGUGCUCCAUUCCUUGGUGUUCAUGAAAGCGCAAAACUUGAUGACAAAAAAAAAUUGACAGUCAAACUAUUAGCACCAGAGUUAGAGGAAUUCGUUGUUAAUCCAAGAAUUCCAGUACAUUUAGUUUGCAGAGAUAAAAUCGUAUUCAGAGAAUUCCUUUAAAACAGAAAGUUCAUCCCUUUCAUGUCUCUAGGAUAAAUUGAUAGCAUCAUUGACUUUCAUUCCGAUCUACCAGUGAAUAUAUAAGAUUACAAAUAUCCCACAUUGACGAUGCUUGCUGAAAAAGAAUUUCUUGUUAAUAAUAAAGACGCGAGAAGGAUCCUUAGCUAGGCUGGUUCAUAAUAAAAUGUAAUUGUAGAAUACAAAGACUGCUUCCAUGAACUUCAAAAAGAGCCAAACAAGGAUGAAAUCCAUGCUAAAGUUUUAUAAUUUGCAAUGAAUCUUUUGAAAGAUAAGAGCAAGCUCAAACCGUUUGGUGUUUUCAAUGAAAAAGCUCUGAGAUUUGGUAGACUAAAGAAGAGAGGUCCAGAUCUUGUAGCUGCCUUGAAAAGGAAAAUAUUUGCCAUAAUCAUAUAUCUUGUUAUUGGUUUCGUCUUAUCUAAAGGAUACUUGAAAGGCAAAACUCUUGCUACUCUGAUCUGGCCAAUUUACAUAGUUCUCAAGAAAUGGAUGGGGAUGAAAUGA
Molecule: messenger RNA, 1245 nt
Organism: Stylonychia lemnae
Lineage: Eukaryota; Ciliophora; Spirotrichea; Sporadotrichida; Oxytrichidae
Source: the annotation of a GenBank genome assembly